AAAAAAAAAAAAAACUCUUAUCCGAGAGUGUGUGAGCUUGGAUACAGUAAUCUGUAGAUUGAUUCCGGAUCCCAACUAGACAAAAAAAUUGCAUUCUAAGCUUUUUCUCCCAUGGAGUCUCCUCCUGCAAAGUUUGAUGUGUUUCUUAGUUUCAGAGGUUCCGACACACGAAAAAACUUCACAGGCCAUCUACAUGAUAAGCUUUCUGGAAAGGGAAUCGACUCCUUUAUCGACGACAAGCUCUGCCGAGGGGACGACAUCGCCGCGCUUUUCGAUCGAAUCGAGCAAUCCAAGAUUGCGAUCAUUGUCUUCUCGAAGAACUUCACAAACUCCACGUGGUGCCUCCGAGAGCUUGUGAAAAUCCUCCAGUGUAGGGACAUAAACAAACAGGUGGUGAUACCUAUCUUCUACAAUAUUGAAAAACCGGAUCUGAUGAGGAUGCUGGUGGGAAACGAGAGAUUCACCGACGACGAGAUUUCAUCGUGGAAAGCUGCGUUGACCACUGCAUUCAACAUCUCUGGCUAUGUUAUCAAUGAUACUAGCACGUCUGAGGCUGACCUUCUGAAUGAAAUUGCUUUCGACACGUUAAAGAAGCUGAGUGAUUUAGCUCCCGUAGGGAACCAUGCCCUGGUAGGAAUAGAAUCACGUGUGGAGGCUUUAGAAAAGCUAUUAUCGUGCCAUGAGUUGGGUUCUGUUCGCGUCAUAGGAAUUGUUGGCAUGGCUGGUAUUGGUAAAAGCGCCCUUGCUGAUUGCUUGUACGGACGGUUGCGAGGUCAGUUCGAUGGUAGCUGUUUUCUUUCAAAAAUCAGUGAAAACCUAGGUCGAAGCGGAUUAGAAUAUUUGCUUGAGAAGCUCUUGUCUACAUUGCUAAACGAAAGAAAUCUGGAGAUUGGAGCUCCUGAAACUGCACAUGCGAAAUUUGAGAGCCGUCUCAAGAGCAAGAAACUGCUUAUUGUGCUUGAUGAUGUGAAUCAUGAGAAACAAGUAAGAGAUCUUAUGGGGCACCGUAAAUGGUAUCGAGGAGGAAGUAGAAUCAUCAUUACUACUAGAGACUGUAAACUGGUGGAGACGAUCCAAGGCCGAAAAUAUGUGCUCCCGAGAUUGAAUGAUAGAGAAGCCUUGAAGCUCUUUAGCUCGAAUGCGUUUGGUGACAGUACUGGGCCUCUAAAAGAGUUUCAGGGUUUGACAAAUAUGGUUCUUGAUUAUGCUAAAGGCCACCCUUUGGCUCUUAAGGUUUUAGGAUCUGAUCUUUGCAAGAUGGAUAAACAGUUUUGGGAAGCUAGGUUAGAAAUACUCAAAAGUAAAUCUCAUGGAGAUAUCUACGAAGUUCUUGAAACUAGUUUUGAUGAACUUAGCAAAGAGCAGAAAGAUAUUUUUCUUGAUAUUGCAUGUUUCUUUAGAUCAGAGAAGGUGGAUUACGUGACAAGCCUUUUGUACAGUCGUGGAACGAAUGUGUCUAGCGUGAUACAAGAACUCGUUGACAAAUGUCUGAUUACUGUCGUUGAUAAUCGCAUCGAGAUGCAUGAGAUGUUGCAGACGAUGGGAAAGGAGAUUAGUACAAAACCAGAACCAAUCGGAAUAAGAGACUAUAGGUGGAUAUCACAACAUCGUCCGCAGCGCGAUUGGCAUCUCAGACUAUGGGAUAGUGAAGAUAUAUGUGACCAGCUGACAAAAGACAUGGGUUCUAAAAAUAUAAGAGGGAUCUUUCUUGACACAUCAAAUCUAGGAGCAAUGCGUCUAAGAUCCAAAGCCUUCAACGGGAUGUACAAUCUCAAAUACAUCAAAAUUUAUGAUUCUCGAUGUUCUCGUAGGUGUGAAGUGGAUCAUAAACUGUACUCUCGAAAUGGGUUUGAUUUCCUUCCUGAUGAACUUACUUAUCUACAUUGGCAUGGAUGCCCUCUACAGAGUCUCCCUGAGAACUUUUACCCCAAGUACCUAGUCGACCUUAAGUUGCCAUAUAGUAAAUUAGUAGAGAUUUGGGGUGAUGACAAGGAUGCUAGAAUGCUCAAAUGGGUCGACCUCAGUCAUUCCUUGGAACUACGCCGGUGUUUGGGUUUGGCAAAUGCUCAAAAUCUUGAAAGAUUGAAUCUGGAAGGAUGUAAAAGUUUGGAAAAGUUGCCAUCAUCGAUGAAUUGUUUGGAAAAGCUUAUUUACCUCAAUCUCAGGGAAUGCACAAGCCUUAGGAGUCUUCCAAAAGAAAUAAAAAAUCAAUCCCUGCAAACUCUUAUUCUCAGUGGCUGCUCCAGCUUAAAGAAAUGUCCACAAAUCUCAGAAAACGUUGAAGUUCUACUUUUAGAUGGCACUGCUAUAAAGACCCUUCCUGAAUCCAUUGAAACCUUAGGAAAACUUGUUUUGUUGAAUCUGAGGAACUGCAAAAAGCUGAAGCGUCUUUCUUCUGGUCUUUAUAAGUUGAACUGUCUACGAGAGCUAAUACUUUCAGGCUGCUCACAACUAGAGGUUUUUCCAGAAAUCAAGGAAAACAUGGAGGCUUUGGAGAUUUUACUUCUGGAUGAUACAGCCAUCACUGAGCUGCCAAAGAUGAUGCAUUUGAGCAAUAUCAAGACAUUUUCGCUAUGUGGAACAAGCAGUCAAGUUUUUGUUAGUAUGUUCUUCAUGCUACCAACAUUGUGCUGCUCUCGGUUAACAGAUCUUUACCUCUCAAGAUGCAAUCUCUACAAACUCCCAGAUAAUAUUGGUGGUCUAUCCUCUCUGCAGUCUUUAUGCUUAAGCGGAAACAACAUCGAGAAUCUUCCAGAGAGCUUCGACCAACUUCAGAAUCUGAAAUGGUUUGAUUUAAAGUAUUGCAAAUUCCUCAAAUCUAUACCAGCCCUUCCUCAAAACCUGCAAUAUCUGGAUGCACAUGAGUGCGAGUCACUUGAAACUUUGGCAAAUCCAUUGACACCGUUGAAUGUGGGAGAGAGGAUCCAGUCUAUGUUCAUGUUUAGCAAUUGUUACAAACUCAACAAAGAAGCACAUGAGAGCCUUGUGAGUCAUGCUCGAAUCAAAAGUCAAUUGAUGGCUAAUGCAUCUGUCAAACGUUAUUAUAGGGGAUUCAUCCCAGAAUCUGUUGCCAUGGACCCAGAAAAUAAUCAAACGAGUCCCCUACCAGUCGAGGGUGAGAUUGACCCCAACAUCCCGGAAAACUACUUCGGCGCUCCCUCUUGUCCCUCCGAUUAA
Messenger RNA from Camelina sativa (false flax), 3177 nucleotides. Lineage: Eukaryota; Viridiplantae; Streptophyta; Magnoliopsida; Brassicales; Brassicaceae. The record is from RefSeq and is a predicted model, not a curated record.